This is a messenger RNA of Galeopterus variegatus (Sunda flying lemur), 868 nucleotides long. RefSeq names its product C-type lectin domain family 1, member B (gene CLEC1B). Bases 107 to 793 code for a protein of 228 amino acids. The transcript has 6 exons. The record is from RefSeq and is a predicted model, not a curated record. Lineage: Eukaryota; Metazoa; Chordata; Mammalia; Dermoptera; Cynocephalidae.
GAGGAGCCAGGAGGAUCACAUACAUACUGGCAGAUAUUGAGAUGGUCAAGAGUGCUCUUUUGCAAAGCCGCUGAACCCUGAGCUCACUUGCAGUCCAAGAAAAGCCAUGCAGGAUGAAGAUGGAUAUGUUGCCUUAAACGUUAAAACACGGAAACCAGCGCUCACCUCAGUUGACCCCGCAUCCUCCUCUUGGUGGCGUGUACUGGCUUUGAUUCUGCUGAUCUUGUGCAUGGGAAUGGUUGUUGGGCUGGUGGCUCUGGGCAUCAUGUCUGUCAUGCAGCAAAAUUACCUGCAAGCUGAAAAUGAAAAUCUCUCAGGAACUCUGCAACAACUAGCAAAGCACUUCUGCCAAAAUUUAGUACAACAAUCAGGGCAAAAGGGCGGUUUCUACCAUAAAUGCAGCCCCUGUGACACAAACUGGAGAUAUUAUGGAGACAGCUGCUAUGGAUUCUUCAGGCACAACUUGACAUGGAAAGAGAGCAGGCAGUUCUGCACUGACAUGAAUGCUACUCUACUGAAGAUUGCCAACCAGAACAUUCUGGAAUACAUCAAAACCAGGACUGGUUUUAUUCGUUGGAUUGGAUUAUCCCGCCAGAAUUCUAAUGAUGUUUGGAUGUGGGAAGAUGGUUCAGUUCUCUCCAAAAAUAUAUUUCAGCUUUCUGGAGAUGGAAGAGAAAAUAUGAAUUGUGCUUAUUUUCAUGAUGGGAAAAUCCACCCUACCUUCUGUCAGAACAGACAUUAUUUAAUAUGCGAGAGGAAGGCUGGCAUGGUAAAGGUGGACCAACUACUAUAAUGCGAAGAGAGGGGCAGGACGUCACAGAAAACUGUUCGGCUGUACAAUAAAAGUUGUGCGUGGAGGAAUCCCUAA